This is a messenger RNA of Ilex paraguariensis (yerba mate), 618 nucleotides long. NCBI's taxonomy places the organism in Eukaryota, Viridiplantae, Streptophyta, Magnoliopsida, Aquifoliales, Aquifoliaceae. The record is from the annotation of a GenBank genome assembly.
AUGAGAACACUUUGCGACGUGUGUGAGAACGCAGCUGCGAUCCUUUUCUGCGCAGCUGAUGAGGCUGCUCUUUGCCGUUCUUGUGACGAAAAGGUCCAUAAGUGUAACAAGCUUGCAAGUAGACAUGUACGGGUUGGGCUUGCUGACCCUAGUGCCGUUCCUCGUUGUGACAUAUGCGAAAAUGCACCUGCUUUCUUUUACUGUGAGGUCGAUGGAAGUAACCUUUGUCUGCAAUGUGAUAUGAUCGUUCAUGUUGGAGGUAAAAGAACACAUGGAAGAUAUCUCCUGUUGAGGCAAAGAGUUGAGUUCCCAGGGGAUAAAUCUAGUCAUUUGGAUGAGCUAGGAAUGCAACCUGUCGAUCCAGGUGCAGCGAGGAAGGAACCAAAUCAGCCGUUUAAGCUUACCACAAGAGAGGACCCUGUUCCAGUGCUAGACAAUAACACUGAUGGUGGUAGCAACAUGGACAGUAAAUUGAUUGAUCUUAAUGCAAGGCCUCAAAGGAUCCAUGGGGAAGCUUCAAAUAAUCAGGAACAGGGAAUGGAUUUUCUAAGUGGUAGUAACCACAAAUCUGCAAGUGUGGUUCCGGGUGGAUUCUUCAGAAGAGAGGCUGAGAGAUGA